This is a messenger RNA of Debaryomyces hansenii CBS767, 336 nucleotides long. Its product is annotated as SNAP receptor. The record is from RefSeq and is a predicted model, not a curated record. Gene Ontology annotation, molecular function: syntaxin binding; SNAP receptor activity. Lineage: Eukaryota; Fungi; Ascomycota; Pichiomycetes; Serinales; Debaryomycetaceae. The coding region runs from base 1 to 336 and encodes 111 amino acids. The transcript is spliced from 2 exons. Gene Ontology annotation, cellular component: plasma membrane; SNARE complex. Gene Ontology annotation, biological process: vesicle-mediated transport; vesicle fusion.
AUGUCAUCAUCUGUACCAUACGACCCAUACAUUCCCAACCAGACGACAGGAGAACAGUCUGCGUCAAGAACCGCGGCUAUCCAAGCGCAAAUCGACGACACGGUGGGUGUCAUGCGAGACAACAUCAAUAAGGUUGCCGAAAGAGGCGAGAGGUUGGACUCGAUCGAAAACAAGACUGACAACUUGGCCAUCAGUGCCCAGGGGUUCAGAAGAGGUGCUAACAGAGUGAGAAAAGAUAUGUGGUGGAAAGAUAUGAAGAUGAGAAUGUGUCUCAUUUUGGGGGUUAUUAUUGUGUUGAUAGUGAUCAUUGUGCCUAUUGCAGUUCAUUUUUCAUAG